Molecule: messenger RNA, 320 nt
Organism: Staurois parvus
Lineage: Eukaryota; Metazoa; Chordata; Amphibia; Anura; Ranidae
Source: the annotation of a GenBank genome assembly
UGUGAGAGCUGUGAUUGGUCACAGCUUGUCACAUGGUACAAGGCUGUUGUGAAUAGCCUUGUACCAUGUGACAUCUGUGACCAUUCACAGAUUUCACAUGUAGUAAGCACAUUCAUGUGAUCACUGAUUGGCCAAUCAGUGAUCACAUGAUCGGGACUUCACACAGAGGUCCCAUACAGCGAUCGGUGUUCGGCUGUGUCUGGAGGAGCACGCACUGGCUGAAAAAAAAGGGCGCCGUUUGUGAACGGCAAACCGCUCCUGCACUGUUCCCAUCCGGCCGUUUUUAUAUACUGUACAUGGGCCGGACGGGAAGUGGUUAA